Molecule: messenger RNA, 480 nt
Organism: Tribolium castaneum (red flour beetle)
Lineage: Eukaryota; Metazoa; Arthropoda; Insecta; Coleoptera; Tenebrionidae
Gene: Srx
Product: Sulfiredoxin
Exons: 2
Coding region: 122-466 (114 amino acids)
Biological process (GO): cellular response to oxidative stress
Cellular component (GO): cytoplasm
Molecular function (GO): sulfiredoxin activity
Source: RefSeq, a predicted model, not a curated record
AUUUAAUAAUCUUAUCUUUGUACGUGUUUUUGAACCAGUGAAUAUCAGUUUUGCGUCUAAUGUCGCUAACGAUCCAAAACGGCUUUAAAUCGGCUACAAUUUCGUAUUGGUGUACAAAAAAAUGAUAAAAGUAAUGUCGAGUAUCCACGCUGGUGCAAUUAGCGAAGUGCACGAAAUGCCCAUGUCUGUGAUAAUCAGGCCGUUUCAGUCGCAGCUCGAAGAAGACAAAGUGAGUUCGCUGAUGGAGACGUUGGCAAACCCCAGCAAAAGGGGCGAAGUCCCGCCAAUCGACGUCUUAUGGAUCACUGGGCGUGAAGGUGGGAAUUAUUUUUACAGUUUUGGGGGCUGCCACCGGUACGAAGCGCACAAACGACUGAAUUUGGAUUCGAUUAAAGUUAAGUUAGUUAAGUCGAAUUUGCAAGAUUUGAAGUGUUAUUUAGGUGGCAGUACGCCCGAUUUGAAAUAAACAAAUGUUGUUUA